AUCGUAGAACUUGUAAAACCUUAACAAGGAUUGUCUCAAUCGUUUUUUGAAGUGGAAAUUUCUUUAUCGUCUCAAAUGAGAUCGACUUUCAAUUAUUGGGUUUUGCUUUGGUUCACUGCCACCCUGGCUGUGGCGAGUACCGCGGAUUACAGCAAAUUAAAACUGCCCCCGACGCCCGUGUAUUUGAAGGAAUACGGAAAAUUACGACCUGGUAAAUCGGAUAAGUACACAGGAUGCAUGUGUCCCCCCACCCUCAACACUGCAGGAUCGGUCUAUAUGUUUUGCGGACAUGAGAUGUCGCCCAAAGUGGGAGGGACGUGCCACCCUCCAAGUGUCUAUCGAUGCGUUAAUGGUCAAGCUGAAGCAAUAAUGGAGAUGGAUUGCAGUGUUGAAUCGGUCGUUGGCAAGAGGAAAUGUGGUACAAGAUGGAUCUGUGAUUCGCUGAAUAUAGAAUGCGAAAAACAUAAUGCAAAAGCAUGUGUUGCGGCUCAAAUGAAGGAGUAACUCCAGAUGCAUGAAAAUUCGAAGGGAGCAUGUUCCAUAUAUAUUUACAAACUAAACAUUACAGCAUAAAAUUUAAUUUGCCCUAUAAAACAAAAAUUUGUCAAGAUUUAUUUUGCCAAAAUUGAUGUCAGCGACCCAACGUUUUAUAUUUUCAUAUGCAUAAUAUUGUUUUUUAUUUUAAUGAAUUCUAGUGUGAACGGAUAAACAAGGACCUCUGCAUCGUAUUGUGUCCAUCGAAUAUAAAUUUCUAUAAGGACUAUAUUUUCCUUAUUAAAUGUAGCACCUGAUUUAUACUUACCUAAAUUCGCAUAAAAUUAAAUCCAAACAAUGUGGGUCAAUCCUACGUGAAUGUUAAGCGGUAAGAAUGCGAAAUCAAUAUGUUACGGAAGUACAUAUGUAAAGGGAAUGUGCAAAUUGUUGUGUUAUUAUCUUUAUAAUUUAGCAUAUUCAUGUACAUACAUAUGUACAUAUUCCACGUUCUCGCCAAAUGUGGCAUUUCAUUCGCCAAAUAAA
Folsomia candida is the source of this 1017-nucleotide messenger RNA. RefSeq lists its product as uncharacterized. The transcript is spliced from 4 exons. Lineage: Eukaryota; Metazoa; Arthropoda; Collembola; Entomobryomorpha; Isotomidae. The coding region runs from base 76 to 504 and encodes 142 amino acids. The record is from RefSeq and is a predicted model, not a curated record.